Molecule: messenger RNA, 1542 nt
Organism: Dictyostelium discoideum AX4
Lineage: Eukaryota; Evosea; Eumycetozoa; Dictyosteliales; Dictyosteliaceae
Gene: pdi2
Product: protein disulfide isomerase
Exons: 4
Coding region: 1-1542 (513 amino acids)
Cellular component (GO): endoplasmic reticulum lumen
Molecular function (GO): protein disulfide isomerase activity
Source: RefSeq, a predicted model, not a curated record
AUGAAUAAAUUUUUAGCUUUGUUAUUUGUUUUAGCUUUGUUUGCUAAUAUUGCUUUUUCAUGUGAAGGUCACCCAGAACAUGAUCAUGGUGAUGGUGAUCAUGAACAUGAUCAUGAUGAAUCAUUUGUUAAAAUCUUAGAUUCUGAUAAUUUCCAUAAUUCAGUUUCUGAACAUGACGUAACUCUUGUUAUGUUUUAUGCCCCAUGGUGCGGUCAUUGUAAAACUUUAAAACCAUUAUAUGAAGAAGCUGCUAAACAAUUAUCAGCCAACAAAAAGAUUGCAAUUGCAAAAGUUGAUUGUACUCAACAUGAACAACUCUGUAAACAAAAUAAAGUUCAAGGUUAUCCAACUUUAGUUGUUUUCAAGAAUGGUAAAGCUGAACCAUAUGAAGGUGAUAGAACCACUAAAUCAAUUGUUCAAACUUUAGAAGAAGAAUUAAAACCAACUAUUUCAACUUUAGAAUCAAAUGAAGAUAUUGAAGAAUUUAAAAAACAACACCCAAUUAGUGUUGUUGGUUUCUUUGAUAAUGAUCAUGAUGAUAGAUUUAAAUUAUUUAGUGAAUUAGCAGGAAAUAAUAAGAAAUCAGCUAAAUUUGCCGUUGUAAUUGAUAAAGAUUUCUCAAAGGAACAUGUUGAAUCCACACCAAACGUUGUUUUAUUUAGAAGUUUUGAUGAACCAACCGUUGCCCACAAAGGUGAAUUUGAUAGUGAAUCAUUAAUUAAAUUCAUUAAAGGUAACUCUGUACCAUUAUUAGGUGAAAUCAAUCGUAACACCUACAAAAAGUAUGAAUCAAUCGCCGUUCCAUUAGCUUAUUUAUUCAUUGACUCCACUCAAGAUAACACUCAAGUUCUCGAAGAUGUAAAGAAAAUCGCUACCUCACAAAAAGGUAAUGCCGUUUUCUGUUGGGUCGAUAUGAAGAAAUUCCCACAACAAGCAACUCAUAUGGGUCUCUCUGGUAAAGUUGUUCCAGCCAUCUCUGUUGAUUCAGUUGCCAAUAAAGCUCGUUACAAUUUCGAUGAAAAAGAAACCUUCUCAUUCGAUACCGUCUCCAAAUGGAUCCAAGAUGUCAUUGGUGGUAAAGUUUCUCCAUUUGUUAAAUCUCAACCAGAACCAGAAUCAAAUGAUGCUCCAGUUAAGGUUGCCGUUGGUACCACUUUCAAAAAGUUGGUUUUAGACUCACCAAAGGAUGUUUUGGUUGAAUUCUACGCUCCAUGGUGCGGUCAUUGCAAGAAUCUUGCUCCAAUCUACGAUAAAUUAGGUGAAUACUUAAAAGACGUUGAAUCUGUCUCAAUCGUAAAGAUUGAUGCCGACUCAAAUGAUGUACCAAGUGAUAUCGAAAUUAGAGGUUACCCAACCAUCAUGCUCUUCAAAGCUGAUGACAAAGAAAAUCCAAUCUCUUAUGAAGGUCAAAGAAAUGAUCAUAUGAACUUUGUUGAAUUCAUUCAAGAUAACGCUGCCAUUGAAUUCAAAUUACCAUCAUCUCAAACUGAUGAUAAUGUUGAAUCUAAAAAAGAUUCUUCUGCUAAACAUGAUGAAUUAUAA